AUGUCUAAUUUUGGGAGAAAAACGUGGAACAGAGAGGAAUAUGCUCAGCUAGAACGAGAAGGAAAGGGAAACCAAGCCUCUACAUUAGAUUCUCUCUCUGAGCAACAGUUGGAAACUUUGAAAGCUAAAUUUUCAGACCACAAUGCUUUGAUCAAGAAUGCCAUGCUAGAUUCUAAUAAGCGUACUUUAACAACAGGGCUUAACGCUUACAAAGCUGGGAGGCAGUAUGGCUUCUACUGUGACAUAUGUGACAUGACUUUUAAGGAUACGCUUCAGUACGUUAACCACCUGAACCACAAAAUUCAUCAAAUUAAGUUUGACCAAGUCUUCGAUGAGCCGCUCAUCUUAGACACUAGGGACAAUGAUGAACUAACUACACAAGAAUUUGAACAGUCCUACGCGGAGUCGCUUAAAGUGUUCCUAAAGGUGCAAAAUAUAUCAGAUAAAGCGCCUAAAAAGAGAAUAAAUCGAACCAAAGAUGGAAACGAAGUUCAGUUGUCUUCCCAUAGCCACACUGAACCGCCGAAUGAAUUGAACGAGGUAAUGGGGUUUGUAGGUUUUGGAAGCACUAAGAAAUAA
Lachancea fermentati is the source of this 579-nucleotide messenger RNA. The record is from the annotation of a GenBank genome assembly. Lineage: Eukaryota; Fungi; Ascomycota; Saccharomycetes; Saccharomycetales; Saccharomycetaceae.